AUGUAUCAACAGCAUAAUAACCAAAUUACCCAGAACAUGCUUCACCAACCUCAAUAUUAUUCAAAACAUUACCCACAAAAACAGCAGCAUAAUUACAAUCAUAAUGCACAGUUCAGUAAUGUUUCAUACAACCAGUCACAAGUUUCAAAGUUUACAGCACAUCAACAUUGGAACCGGCACCAACAGCAACAGUUGAGUCAACAAAAUGAAUAUCACACUGCAGCUCAAUCUUUAUAUAAUAUAUCUCAAGAUACUGGUACAGCAACAAUUCCAUCAGGACAUUAUCAGCAGAAACAACAGUACCAACUAAGUGUUGAAAGACAGCAUAGCUUUCAGCAACAACGAAUUACACCUCCUCCACUUGAUCAUAGAAUCCGUCCAACACUUAUCAACCAUUAUUCUCUUCCUAUACAUCAAUCUCAGGAACAGCAACCACAGAUCACGGAAAACAACUCUGAUAAUCAGCAUUCUUCAUCUUCACAAUUUCAGUAUCCACCGGCCACAUAUAGCCAACAUUCCACUGUAAUGGAUCAAAGAUUUUCAACAUGGACAAAUACUAAACCAAAUACACAGACUAAUGUGUCUAAUUCAGUCUGUCCUCAGCAAUUAAGUACCGGUACUAAUGUUCAGUUCAAUCAGUAUACAGUCAGGCCAUCUCUGUCUGUGGACUCUGCAAGCAAUGCCUCGAUGUCCUCUUGGCAUCGUCCAACAGAAACACAACAAGUUCUUCCACCACAACAAAGUGUUCAGUCAUAUUCCACUAAAAAUUCAGGAUAUACUACUUCCAGGACAUCUCCAUCAAUGCCAGUGUUACAAAACAUGGGUGAAACUGAAAAAAAUCCUCCUGAUUUGACAAAAGUAUUAUCAUAUUUGAAGGAACCACCACCAUUAGUAAAAAUCUGUCCAAACACUGAAAAUCUGUCUAUAGAUGAGAAAAUUUCAGUAAAGAAAGUUUCACAACAGGAAGUUAGACGUCAAGAAGCUCCAUUGAGAGAUCUGAAGAAAAUGUACAGACUUCACAAACAAUCAGAAAAUAGUGAUGUGUUUCGUAAACCUAAAGAAAAAUAUAAACCCAGCCAGUGUUCAGAAACAUUGAAUUCUGUAUCACCUAAACAUAGAAUCGCAUCACCAGAUUCUACUCUUCUACCAGAUAUAUCUCAAUCAAAAACAGUAGUGUCUGCUGAACCCUCGUUUACAUCUGAUGAUAAAUGUGAAACUCCUUUAUCGCCUAUCAGUGAUAGUGAUGCAACAGUUUGUUAUGGUAAAGAUGAUGAUGACGAAUCAUUAAAACUAAGAUGCAAAGACUUUGAUUCACCAGUUAGAGAAUUGAAACCUGCGUCAUUAAAACGUUGCUUUAAUGAUGGGGAUGUUGAAUAUGAAAAUCUUGAAAAAAAAAUUAGAAUGAUUUCGCCGAGUAGAGAAUGUGAUUCUACAAAUGAAUUUGUCGAUGAACAUGUGAGAAACAAUUGUCAAGAUCGUCUGACACCUUUAGCGCCAGACCCUGUAGUUGGUUGUGUAAUUUACAACGAUGUGUUUCAUGUUCGGUACCUUCUUCGUGACAACAACAAAUACUAUUUAUUAAAUGAUAUUAGACCAUUUUUAAAGCAAAAUAAACCUUUGUUAACAGAUAUUAAACCAAUUCAGGCUUACGCUAUGUGUACAGAAUCUGAAGAAAAACUAUUGAGCUGGAAAUAUUCAAGGAGUCAUUUUUCUUUCGCUGUGACAUCAAAUAUGAAAUUUGUAGCAUUUGAGGUGGAUCCAGAAAUUUACUGUGAAUCAAUAAGUGCUAAAGAGUUUACUGACAAUGAAAAUACUGUGAAUGAAAUAACAGACAAACAUAUUAGUGCUCAGGACAUAUUGUAUAAAUCAGACUUAAUCCUGGAUAACACAACAAAUGUAGUGAACAAUCAAAUAAACGAAGAAAAUGAGAAGCAAACAUCAGCUUUAACUAGUGUCACAUUAAAGAAUGAAUUAGAUAAAUUAUCGGGUAUGGCUCAAGAAGUUAUCCAUAGUGCAUUUUCCUCUUUAUUAGAAGAGUGUAGAAGUUUACAAGAAGAAAACCAGAAACUCACAGAAAAGCUACAAUUUAAAGAUGAAAAAUUACAGUCCUAUGAAGGUAUUUGUUGCUUUUCUCAACUGAUCAAUGGCGUCUUGCCAUUUGGGCUCAUUCCCACUGGAGCUAAUUUCAAUUUGUAG
Molecule: messenger RNA, 2196 nt
Organism: Lottia gigantea (owl limpet)
Lineage: Eukaryota; Metazoa; Mollusca; Gastropoda; Lottiidae
Exons: 2
Coding region: 1-2196 (731 amino acids)
Source: RefSeq, a predicted model, not a curated record